GCGUUCCCGUGAGAUCCCGUGGCCGGGGCGAGGAGGGAGAUCCAAGCGGGGCGCGCGCCGAGCCAUGGAGGACUUGGAAAAUAACACCACGGUCUUCUCCACCCUCAAAUCCCUCAACCACUUUAUAUCUCAGCGAAUGGAGGGGGUGUCUGGGCUGGCCACACCAGGACCAUCUCAGAGCUCCUUGCAGAUCCAGUACCAGCAGAGGAUGCAGCUGGAAGAGCAAGCUGGGCAGAUCCACUCCAAAUCCCAGCUGCUGCAGGUGGAGCGGGAGAAGAUGCAGAUGGAGCUCAGCCACAAGCGCGCCCGCAUCGAGCUGGAGAAGGCAGCCAACACCAACGCCAGGAACUAUGAGCGAGAGGCCGACCGUAACCAGGAGCUGCUCACACGCAUAAAGCAAUAUCAGGAAAGGGAAACAGAAGCUGAAAAUAAACUGAAAGAACAAAUGGAGAUGAACAGAUCCUACAAGAAGAGCAUGGAGACAAUGAGUAAGAAGCUGCAAGAGAAGGAGAGCAAAUUAGCUGAAGCCAAUGAGACAAUCACCGUAUUAAAAGGAAAAAUAUCAGAGCUGCAAUGGAAUAUAAUGAACCAAGAGAUGCAGAUGACAAGCCAAGACUCUCAGAAGCAGGAACUGAUGGAACAGCUGGAUGUUGAAAAAAAGAAAUGGCAAGAGGCAAGUCAACAAAUCCAGACCCUGCAAGCAAACCAAUCCCUACUGGCAGAAUAUGAACAGAAGAUUAAGGAUCUGGAGCAGAAGUUAUCCCAGCAGGAACAUGAUGCUCUAAUUGUCAAGAACAUGAAGGCAGAACUGGCUCGUUUCCCAAAAAUGGAGCGGGAAUUACGCCAGCUCAGGGAGGAAAACGCCUACUUCAGGGAAAUGAAAGAGAACAAUGGGUUGCUUAAAGAGGAGGUAGAAGGUCUCCAAAGAAAACUGGAACGCUACGAGAAGGUCCAAGCGCAGCUGGUGACUGUGGAACUGGAAAAUGAGAAACUUCUGGCAAAAUUACAAAGCUGGGAGAAACUGGACCGGAGCACUGGCUUAAGUAUCAGGACACCUGAUGAUCUCUCGAGGCAAAUUGUGGCCCUGCAGCAACGGGAGCUUGCACUGAAAGAGCAGAACUCUACCUUCAUGAACAGUGCCCGAGUGCUGGAGAAGGCCCGGCAGCAGCUGCAAGAGGAGAUCCUUCGGGUUCAGAGCCAGCUCCUGGAUGAGAAGAAGAGACGGGAGCAUCAGGAAGCGCUGGUCAGGCGGCUGCAGAAACGUGUGGUGCUCCUCACCAAGGAGCGAGAUGGGAUGCGGGCGAUCCUGGAGUCGUACGACAGCGAGCUGACCCCCGCGGAGCACUCGCCCCAGCUGGGCCGGCGCAUGCGCGAGGCCGAGGACAUGGUGCAGAAACUGCACGCUCACAACACCGAGCUGGAGGCUCAGCUGUCUCAGGUUCUGGAAGAAGUGGGAAACCACAAGCAAAGAGCAGAGAUGCUGGAGGUGGAGAUGAAGGUCCUGAAGUCUCAGCAGUGCACAGCUGAGCAGAGCACUGUCAUCACCAAGGAGGAGGUGGACAUGCUCAGGCUGAAAAUUGAGGAGCUGGAAGCUGAACGCAGCAAGCUGGCAGAGGAGAACAGAUCUCUGGAAAUGAAACUGGAGAAGCUCACUGUGCAGGGCGACUAUGACCCCAGCAGAACCAAAGUUCUUCAUUUCAGCAUGAACCCAACAACUCUGGCCAAGCAGCAGCGCAAGGAGGAGCAGCAGCAGCUCCAGGAGGAGUGUGAGAAGCUGAGGGAGAUGGUGAGGGUGCUCGAAGGAGGAGGCUCCAUCUCUGGCAAUCUGGAAGGAGUUGGGAGUUUUCAGUCACCACAAGAAGUUGCAGAGCUGAAGAAGCAAGUGGAGAGUGCAGAGCUGAAAAACCAGCGUCUGAAAGAAGUUUUCCAGACCAAGAUCCAGGAGUUCCGCAAGGUGUGCUACACCCUAACGGGGUACCAGAUCGACAUCACCACGGAGAACCAGUACCGGCUCAGCUCCAUCUACGCCGAGCACCAAGGGGACUGCCUGCUUUUUAAGGCCUCCAGCUCCUCUGGCGGAAAAAUGCAGCUUCUGGAAACUGAGUUCUCACGAACCAUCCGGGAGCUCAUCGACCUCCACCUGCUCCACCAGGACAGCAUCCCGGCCUUCCUCAGCGCCCUCACCCUCGAGCUCUUCAGCCGCCAGACCAUUGCUUAGCGUCCCACUGCCAGCCACCAGCCAGGGCUGAGCGCUCCUGGGCAGGACACUUGAGGUAGCAAGGACAAAUUCUUGUCUCCCUCUCCUAAUUUGUGGUGUUGGGUCGCUUCUGUUUUGCAGGGAACUCCUUCUUCCCUACUUUUUCAUGCUGAUUGACACCAGUUCCUCUGAAAAGCAUAAUUUUCCUCCUGUGAGAGGGCAAGUCUAGCUCCCUCCUAGGGCUCUCCUGUGCCAAUCCCUGCCUUUGAACUGGGCAAUGUGUUCAUCACUACCCAGACUCUCAGCAUCUCUCUGGGAAUACAGUGGAAACUGCUGGUUUGAGGAGCCCACAGCAUUGCUGUUCAAAGCUUUUCCCAAAGGGAUUCCCCAAAUCUUGGUCCCAGCAAAGAGGUGAGCCUGCAUGAGGCUGGUGCUUCCUGUCUCAUGGUUCUUCUCUUCUAAUGGGAGCCAAGGGCUUGGUCCCUGAGGACAGGGACCCAGGGAAGGUCUCUUGCUCUUACAAAGAGCUCAUAACUCAUCAGGGUUGAAAUUAUUUUCAAAUGUCAGUUACCUGAGUCUGCCAUCACUGAGCAGACAAGCAUAAGCAUCAAUGGCCAUUUGAAGAGCCUGUACCUGUGUUUACACCUCUCUGUUGUGUGGUGUGCUCAGAUGUCACUGCCGUGCUUUUGGUUCCUCAUUGAGACUCUUGGGCUCUUGGUUAUCUCAGGACUGUAGAAGGGGGAAGGGAGUGACUUGGGGUGUUCUCACUGCUGCUGGUUUUAGCUUGCUGCCUGUCACCAGCCUGUGGGUACCUGUUUUGGGGGGUCUCCCUCCUCCUCUCCUCCAUGGAGAUGGAGCAUCCCCAGAAGUCUGACAUUUUGUGUUAUAAUGGGUAUAGUUCUUCUGUGAUAAGAAUAAAGUGUAACUUCCCAAA
Messenger RNA from Empidonax traillii (willow flycatcher), 3131 nucleotides. It is a transcript of the gene MAD1L1, whose product is annotated as mitotic arrest deficient 1 like 1. NCBI's taxonomy places the organism in Eukaryota, Metazoa, Chordata, Aves, Passeriformes, Tyrannidae. Gene Ontology annotation, biological process: mitotic spindle assembly checkpoint signaling; attachment of mitotic spindle microtubules to kinetochore. Gene Ontology annotation, cellular component: nuclear envelope; kinetochore; mitotic spindle. Bases 65 to 2218 code for a protein of 717 amino acids. The transcript has 18 exons. The record is from RefSeq and is a predicted model, not a curated record.